AUGGACGUCCACACUCUGGCGACGCAGCUAAAGAGCCCCGUGGGCAAAAAUGACGCACUGGACGAUCUUCGCAUCCGCCUGACGGAGGACAACAUCGAUGCAGAACAGCGCAAACGGCUCGAAAAGCGCCUGCGCCUGAAGGUCGAUCUGCGCCUCUGCUCCAUUGCCGGCAUCCUGUGCAGCCUCAACCUGCUCGACUCGGGCAUCAUCUCGUCCGCGUCGGUGACGAGCAUGCUGCACGACCUGCAGCUGGAAGGGAACCGCUACUCGGUUGCCAUCUUCAUCUUCACCGUCGCCAGCGUCGUCUUCCAGCUGCCGUCAACUGUGGCUGUGCGCUUGGUUGGUCCGCGCCUCUGGUUCGCCCUCAUCACCUUCUGCUUCGGCUUGUUCACCCUCUGCUCCGCCUUCGUGCAGACCUGGCGCCAGAUGGUCGCCCUGCGCGUGCUGCUGGGCAUCUCCAUGUCCGGCAUCUACCCGGGCUUGACCUAUCUCAUCAGCACCUGGUACACGCGCCGCGAGCAGCAGUUGCGCUUCGCCUUCCUGCAGUCGGGCGAGGUGCUCGUGCUGGCGACUGGCAACAUCGUCAACUACGGUCUCAACCACCUGGACGGCCGCGCCGGACUGGCGGGGUGGCGCUGGAUGUUCAUCGUGCAGGGGCUCAUCACCUGCGUCAUCAGCAUCGUCACGUACUGGUGGAUGGUCGAUUUCCCCGAAAAGGCGCACCACAGCGUCUGGUUUCUGUCCGACGCGGAGAUUGAGUUGGCGACGCAGCGGAUCCAGGCUGAUCGAGACGACGUCCUGCUCGAGCCGUUCUCGUGGUCCAAGGUCCUGGUUCACUUCCUCGAUCCGAAACUGUACGGCUUUUCGUGUCUUUUCUUCCUGCUGAACCUGGUUUCGACGUCUCUGUCGUAUUUCCUGCCCAUCAUUCUGCAGUCGGGCAUGGGAUUUUCCGAGAAUGCGUCGAUUGUUCUGUCUGCGCCGCCAUACUACUGGGCCGUCAUCCCCGUCCUCUUCACCUCGCUGAUCGGCGAUCGAUACCGCAUGCGCGGGCCCCUAAUCACCCUCAACGCGCUGAUGCUCAUUGCCGGCUUCCUGAUGUUCGGCCUACCAGUGUCCAAGCAAGUCACGGUGCGGUACAUCGGCACGUAUCUGGCGACGGGGGCCUAUGUGUCGAACUGGGCGGCGCUGAACGCGUACCAGGCGAACAACAUCGUCGGGCAGUGGAAGCGGGCGACCACGGCGGCGGCCAUCACGGCAUGCAACGGGCUGGGCGGGAUCGCGGGGAGCUUCAUCGUGCGGGCGCAAGAGGCGCCUGAGUAUCAGACGGCGGUGUGGGUGUCAAUUGGCUCACACAUCCUGAUGAUCGUAAUCAUCGGCCUCUUCACAAUCCACUUCUACAUGAGCAAUCGAAAGCAGAGCCAGGGCCGGACGGUGAUCGAAGGGAGGAAUCCUGUCGAUAGAAUAGAAAUGGUUUACUUGGUAUAUGCUAUCCUAUCCUAUCCUAUCCUAUCCUAUCCACGUACAAAUGAGACUUUGUCCAGCUAUAUACUUCAGUUGCCACUGCCACUCCCCAGAGGUAGUACACACACAGACACACAAAAAAAAGUUAAAGUGUAG
Molecule: messenger RNA, 1617 nt
Organism: Rasamsonia emersonii CBS 393.64
Lineage: Eukaryota; Fungi; Ascomycota; Eurotiomycetes; Eurotiales; Trichocomaceae
Product: MFS transporter
Exons: 7
Coding region: 1-1617 (538 amino acids)
Biological process (GO): transmembrane transport
Cellular component (GO): membrane
Molecular function (GO): transmembrane transporter activity
Source: RefSeq, a predicted model, not a curated record